AUGGGUCAAAGCGACGUGUCAUCCGCGUGUCGUCAUCGGAACUUGCGGCAUCAAAGUCGAGGAGACAAGCGACAUCGACUUCGACAGCGUCGAGAACAGAAGUUCGAUUCUGACGACGAUGAGGAUGGCAUUUGGCAAGCGUGGGGCGGCCCAAACGAGUUGACACUGGAAAAUGGUCAACCGUUCAGCAGCGGCACAGAAGGCGACCAGAAUGGCAGAGAGUUUGAAGACACUAUCCGACGACUCUUCAGCUUAGCUUCAACGCAUAUUAAACUACAAGAUGGCCUUGCCGAGGAGGUUGCAUGCAGACUGAAAAGAGCUCAUCACCGGCUCCAGCGAGACCUCGCCACAGUGGAGUGCGACUACAACAUCGGCAGUGAUAAGUUCGUGCUCGCCCAGCUGGAUGGUGUUGGAAGCCUAUCGCCGAGCAAGUUGGAGAUGGGCGAAUGGCUCCUGGAGCCUCAACAGAAGGAGGGCAUGUGCAUUGCCGAAUUCUGCAUCAACUCAAAACCGUUCAGUGCCAAACUGUACCAACUUGGACGAAUUGCCGAGAUGGUUCAUGCAGGAGCAGAGUGUGCUGACAGUCAUGACAUCAAGGACCCUAGCAUCAUCUACCUCAUCAUCGUCGACAGAUCGCGUCCUAAUCUGGAACCGGGCAGGAUUCUCCGCAGAUACAUUGCGCUCAACCACGCAUUUGAGCAAGGCAGGUUCGGCGUACUGUACAUCAGCAUGGGAACCUUGGCGCGUGCGUGGGAACGAGGCACGACCUCAACGAUCGUCUGGGUGCGGCAGCUGAUCCGCAAG
Messenger RNA from Symbiodinium sp. CCMP2456, 804 nucleotides. NCBI's taxonomy places the organism in Eukaryota, Dinophyceae, Suessiales, Symbiodiniaceae. The record is from the annotation of a GenBank genome assembly.